Molecule: messenger RNA, 1406 nt
Organism: Teleopsis dalmanni
Lineage: Eukaryota; Metazoa; Arthropoda; Insecta; Diptera; Diopsidae
Product: heterogeneous nuclear ribonucleoprotein H2-like
Exons: 6
Biological process (GO): regulation of RNA splicing
Cellular component (GO): ribonucleoprotein complex; nucleoplasm
Molecular function (GO): RNA binding
Source: RefSeq, a predicted model, not a curated record
UUUUACAUUGUGUCGUUGCUUCGAUUUUUCUGUGCGGUGUUUGUGGCUUGUGGUUUUUUUUUUAAAUUAUUGCAAAGUGCUGGAAAUAUUAUAAAAAGCCUUACAAUACUAAAUUUUCAAAUCAAAGAAAAAUGUCUCUUGAUGUACAAAUUAAGAAUGAGAAUUAUUCUCAAGAAUAUGAUGAUCAUCAAUCUAAUUACGAACAAAAACAUUUGAAGCAAGAUGUUGAGUAUGAUGAUGAUGAUGAGGAGGACGAUCCCGAUUAUGACGUUAACGACAAGGAGCAAGAAUUAAAAUUAAAGGGAAUAAUUAUUCCCAAAUAUAUACGUCUUCGUGGAUUACCUUGGUCGGCUAGACAUCAAGAAAUAUUAGAUUUUUUAAAAAAUGUUAAUGUAAUUGACGGUUCCAAGGGCAUACAUUUAGUGACUAAUCGUUGGGAUGGAAAGAACACUGGUGAAGCUUAUGUCGAAGUGGAGAGUGCAAAAGAUGUAGAGGAAGCACGUAAAUUGAACAAAGCAUCUAUGGGACAUCGGUAUAUAGAAGUGUUUACUGCUUCUUCUAAGGAGGCAAAGGAAGCCAUGCGUAAAACUAGUAGUCAUGGUAUGUCUUACGUUGUCAAGUUACGUGGCUUACCCUAUGCUGUAACGGAGCAGCAAAUCGAGGAAUUCUUUAAUGGGUUGGAAAUCAAACCGGAUCGGGAGGGGAUUCUUUUUGUUAUGGACAGAAGGGGUCGUGCAACAGGGGAAGCAUUUGUUCAGUUUGAAAGCCAGGAAGACACUGAACAAGCCUUGGGACGAAAUCGGGAAAAAAUUGGGCACAGGUACAUUGAAAUUUUUCGCAGUUCUUUGGCUGAAUUAAAACGUGCAGCAUCAGGUAAUGGACGACCCAGUCCAUAUGAUAUUAGAGACCGUGGGGGAAACCGUGGCAACGAUUAUGGACGCAACAAUAUGCGCGGUAACAAUGAUUGGGGUGGCAAUGGUGGCAAUGGUGGCAGUUUUGGCAUCGGUGCCAAUAACACUUUGGGAUUCAAUAACUUGCCCGGACUAAUGAAUUCUGGAAAUUUUGGAAAUAGUUUUGGGUCUAACAAUGGCAACGGUGGAAAUUUUGGCAACAAUUUUGGAAAUAACGGAGGAGGUUUCGGCAAUGGAAAUAACAACAAUAGUGGUUUCGGUGGCAAUAAUCGUUUUAAUAAUAGUAAUGGAAACUUUGGAAACGAUUUUGGAGAUUUUAAUAAUUUUGGUAAUAAUCGAAAUUUCAACAACGGCAAUGGCAAUAACAAUGAUUUUGGUGGUAACAAUAUGCGUGGUAAUAACGGCAACAAUUUCGGAAAUAAUAAUUUUGGUAACGGCAAUAAUAUGGGAAGCAGUGGAUUUAAUGGUAACAAUCAUGGUAAUAACUUUGGACCA